This is a messenger RNA of Hylaeus volcanicus, 5158 nucleotides long. Its product is annotated as coiled-coil domain-containing protein 170. The transcript has 19 exons. NCBI's taxonomy places the organism in Eukaryota, Metazoa, Arthropoda, Insecta, Hymenoptera, Colletidae. The record is from RefSeq and is a predicted model, not a curated record. Bases 225 to 2585 code for a protein of 786 amino acids.
GGGGUGGGGUGGGGUGGGGGGGGGGGGGUUGGCAACGGUCUCCGUCCUCGUUGGAAACGCUUUUCCACCCUCGAGGAUCGCGAGCACGGUGGUGCAGUCAUAAAACGCGACCGAGGGAUGUCGAAGGAAGCAAAUCGUCGUUGAAUCGUCACGCGCAGCGAAAGAAAUUCCCUAGGAUCGGAGUUGGACAACCUGGAGCCUCGUCGGGGUGUGUUCGGGUCAAGAUGUCGAGCGAGGAGGAUCCGAGGGCUACAAGGGAAGCGAGGGAAACCACCGAGGAGGAUCUGCAGAUCUUUGAGACUCUGUCUAUAUCGUCGCCACGAAAGAUCUGUCAGGAGGACGCCAUGACCCACGACCUGACGACCAACCUAAGAAGCGAGCUGGCAGCCCUCGAGUACAAACGUGACAGGCUUACAUCCGAGCUCCAGGAGAUGAAGAGCCUCGUGAGAUCGCGGGAUCAACGGAUCGUGGAGCUGCAGGUGGAGGCUGAGCAGCUUCGCGAACAAGCUGUCAGGCAAAAUGCCAUCGUUUCGAGUCUAAAAAAACGUAUACAGGAAUUGGAGGAACGCGAGAGGAAUCUUUACGCGAGUCAAGGCAGAAACGAGAUCACGAUACAGGGCUUGCAGCGGGAUCUGAAAUACCACGAGGAGAGAAUUCGAGAGUACGAGAAGAAGAUUCGCCAGCUGGAGCAGAACCUCGCGGAGGAGAUUCAACAAAAGGAACGCGCCCGUGCCAGUCUUCAGGAAUGCGCGAGGAAGUUGGCCCACGCAUUGAACGUCGACUAUUGCGAUACCGCCCAUCCCAGUCUCGAACUCGUGAUCCAUAAGGCUGAGGAGCUGGCGCAAGAAGCGAAUCGUCUUCGCGCGAAAAGCACGAACGUCGAAGCCCAAUUGGCUACCGUCGAGGUCGAUUUCAGAAGCUGCAGAGACGCUUUGGAUCGUGCUGUCGCGGAGAAGGAACAGCUUCAGCGACAAGUGUCCUCGCAGUCGAUCGAGUUGGACCGUUUGAGACAGGACAAAGAGUGCCUCGAGAUGCAAUACAGAGUCGCGGAAAGGGAGACUAACGAUCUGAGAGACAAACUGCUGAACGCCAACAGGAGCAUAACCAGCGCGACUGGAAACAUAUCGAGCCAAGAGACAGUGAUCUGCCAAUUGCGAGAGGAUUUGAAGCAUCGCGAGGAAAAGAUGCAGCGAAUGCAAAACGAGUCGCGACACUUUCUCGAGUCCUUGGCUAUACUCGUCGGUGGCCCGAACAGAUACGUCGAAUCUCACGAAAAUGCCAUCAAGGACCGCAUCAGGGAGAUCUUGGCCGAGUACAAGGAUCAAACUAUCAAUAUUCAGAAUCUCCGAGAGAAAUUGAACGUGGCGACGGAAUCGACGACUCGGCAGGGCGAAAUGAUCGAGACCACAGUGUCGAAGAUGAGAGGUCUGGAAGACGAACGAUCGAAUUUGGAAAGCAAGGUUCACAAAUUGGACUCCGAGUUGACGAGCUGCGAGCUGUCGAGAGAGUCUUUACGCAGAGAUAAGCAGACGUUCAUGACGUUCUUGGAUCGACUUGGAAAGGUGAUGCAAAUGGACGAGAUCUCCGAGGAGAUGGGCCUGGAUCUCCUAACGGAGUCGCUUUUGGUGCGAGCCGAGCAGUUGGCUCGUUUGGAGACAGACAAGCUGGUGGACAAGUAUUCGUACCACGAGUACGUCACCUUACCGAGGAUUCGACGCGAGCGGUCCUUCCAUGAGCUUUCUUCUAUGAAAGAAACCUCGGUGGUGUAUCAACUUCAACGUCGCGUGAGGACGCUGCGGGAACAAUUGCAGCGCAGGGACCUUCAUCUGGAUCUUCUCCGCAGGAAGCUCUCGCUUCAAGAAGAUAGCGUCAGAAUGAAGUCGUUGCUGCAGACCGAAAGGGACGAAGCGAAUCUUCGGGCGAAGAAGCUAUCGAAGCAGAUCGAUCGCUUGCAAGUUCAAUUCGCCGAGGAGAAGUCGCGAAACCGCGAACUGAGCUCGCAGCUGACGGAAGCAGCGGAUUACAAGGGGCGUAGCAUAGCCGCUCUGGAGCGCAGCCGAAAGAUCGAAGAGCUCCAGAAACGUCUGGUGGAAAGCGAGAUGCUGAGGACGCGAUGCAACCGAAAGCUGGCCAUGCUGAAAGAGCAGCUGAGAAGCGCCACGGAGACAGCCGAGCAGGAGAGGUCCAUAAACGAUCAUUCGUUGCAGCUCCUACGAGGCGAGCUCGCGCAGGUCAAGCAGAACCUCUCCGACCUCACCAAAAGGGAAUCUCAACUGCAAAGCUUCCGUGUCUCCGUGGUGAAAUUAUUGUCGGAGCCAAUCUGCACGCCCGAUUACGAAAUCAUUUCGCGGCUACAGAAAAUGGUAGCGGCGCAUCGCGAUUUCACGAUGCUUUCGCGCAGAUACGACGAGCCCUUGGACACCAGUCCCUCCAGAUGCACCAGCGUGCAUCCAGUGCACCCUCCCAGGUCACCAGGGUCACGAUGCACCCGCUACGAGGACAGUGGUUUCGCGGAUCCACCGGAUCUCCACGACAUCGAGGACGAUUACAACAAACGACCCAUCCGCAGCAGCCUUCUUCCGUGACAUCGGCCAAGGUUUAAAUUCGAAACACAUAAAUGAAUUGGGAGCACCAUAAGUCUGGUAAACCGUCGCGUUUACCUUUGGUAAACGCGCCAUCUUUACCUCGAGCGACCAAAUAUUCGAACAGAGGACUUGUAAAUAUGUAUCGAGGAGUAUUAAAAAUUCCGGAAACAAGAAAAAAGGCUCUCCAGCCGAAAAUGUUUAGACCUCCCACUCAAAGACUGAUUAUGUGAUAUCUGAUCGAGUUGUGUACACGUUUCGACAAUCGACGCCGAAUUUGUAGAUUGAUAAGGGAAGAUCUAUCGACUAGACAAAAACUAAAAUAAGAUGAUCCAUUGAUCGAUAAGAAUAACGGGAAGUCCAUUUAGGAAUAAAUCAAGCGUGAAAAAGUAUCGAAAGGAAUGGUUCGUAGGACACGUCUAUGCUUCCGGGAUUCUAAUGGAGAAUUUCUUGGAGCAAAGAAGCUUCCAAAGAAGAAUUCCAAAGACGUUGUUUUCUUGGAAUAAUUAUUGUUUGAUCCUCCUUAAUUUUAAGAAUUUCGUACAAAACGACACGAUAAUUUAUUUUGACCCAACGAACCUUGGCUCGAACUGUCCCGUCUAGAAACGCGAAUUGUUCACGACCAAUUGACGCAUUGUUUCGCCGUUUAGGCUCGAGCCCGUUCCUCCUCUUGCACGCGGUGCUCGCAGUGUUUCGAAGCCCCACUUCCGCCGACACAGUUCCAAUUUGCAUGGCCUCUGCUCGUCUACCAGCGAUCAAAAGCAGUGGCAAAUGGAUGGGCUGUAACGGUACACGUUCGUAUGCUGAUCGAUAUUCUCGAUCGUUGCACGCGUUGUAUCUUAAUUGCUUGUCGGCUGUUAAAAAACGUGGCUGACGAACGUUGAAACAAAAAUGUUGACCGUGAAAUUACGUCUGGCUCUGUUUUAUCGCGGCACAUCGUUUUGGGUUACUGUAGGCUUGGGAUCGUGGCGACCUGAGGGACAGUGUUAACAUCUUUUUACUUGGUAUCUGCGCUAUCGUCGGACACUGGACGUUGAUAACGUCGAGGCUCGCUUCUGACAACCUGAUAGAUAACAUUGCACAGUAGUAACCAAUUAAAUGAAGAACGUCGUGACCUGGGGGUGCCAAUUAAACGGGGUUCAUCGUGAAUUCGUUUCGCCUCUCAGCCCUCGUUUUAGGAGGAUGGUAGCGCGACGACGGUUCUUACAUCAUAACCGUCGUUGCGUACGCAGCUUGGGUACGUAGAACGUAGGCGGCAGUAUCGGUGUAGAGUGGAACAACCGCAUUCCAGGAUGCAGACGGCAGAACGAGCCUGAAGAAGCGGGGUAUCCGAGGAGUCGCGGAAACGUUAGAGUAGGGGAACGCAGUCAGAACGAUUAAGGAAGGGGCCCACCAAUCGCAAUAGUUAUUGGCGAAAGAGGCAGCAGUUAGCAAUUGAAUUAAUUGAAAAUGGAAACGAUGACUGCAAAAUUUGUUACAAGUAUCAUCGUAAGAAACGUGAAAGAAUGCAGUAUAAUCUAUCGAUAGCACUCGAAUGGUGCAACAAUAUGCAACGAAUGCGUAGCAUAAGAUAUAACAAGUUUCAAAUAGAUUAAGGCAAAAAGUUGCACAAUUAAAUUUGUAUCGAUUCCGUGCAAUAUAAUUUAACGGAAUUUAUACCGCACAAGUGGAAGCCACCAAGCAAAAUUGAAUAAAAAAAUUAGCACUCUCUAUCCUGUUCGCAUUAUUUCGAUAAUCUAAACAUAAUCAUCGAUGAUCGAUGGAUAAUAGAUUCAAUAAUGAUCGAUACCGUCGAGGGACGGUAUAUUCGCCAUGGUCAAACCUGCAUCGUUCACUUUCGGUGUUCAAGUUCAAGGUUAUCGACAAGACGAUAUCCUUGGGUCAAAAUUCCUAACAUAGAGGCGGGCUGUAUGCGUUUCAAUUGCAACAUGAAACAUGAAUCAUCGACGACGUAUCUUCUUGAUUCAUGGAUCGCGAAACGAGUCAAGAUGAUCGGUAUAAACUAGAAACAGACAAAGGGGAACAACGGAUCUAUCUUGAGUUUUUACGCACACGUUGAUUGGUUUCCACCAAGGCAAUGGUAUUGAUUGGAGGUCUCUAUUGAGAUAAGCUUGAAGUUUAUCGUGAUAAGCUCGGAAAGAGUAUUUCUAUUCCUCCAAGCUUCACAGCAUUCGCGUAUGAACUGUUGUACUAUCGACGUCAAGCGAAAUACAUCCUCAGUGAUCAUGUCUCGCGGACCUUUGGUCUUCUUGGCUAUCAUCGCAUUCGUCGCUCUACCAUUAGGUGGAGCGUUGAAGUGCUAUGUGUGCAAUCCACAGGAGGGUAAUACUUGUAAGGAAGUCACAGACAGUAUGGUGGACGACUGUCCUACUAUUUCGAAACCAGAAACCACAAAUCAACCCGGGUCAACUACUCCGAAUUCAGAAACAACAACUCAAACUGAGUCAACUACUCCGAAUUCAGAAACCACAACUCAAACCGAGUCAACUACUCCGAAUUCAGAAACAACAACUCAAACCGAGUCAACUACUCCGAAUUCAGAAACCACAACUCAAACCGAGUCAACUACUCCGAAU